AUGGCAGAGGCAAGGGGGCCGCUGGAGCCAGCUCUGGCGCCGGAUGCUGAAGAGGAGCUGGGAAAGGGCGGGAAUGAGAACGGCGAGGUUGUGGACGAGGGGCAAGAGGAAGCGACAGAGAAGCCCCUUACGGGCGAAGGGUUCAGCCCAGCGCCUGAAGAGAAAGCUCCCGGAGGCGGCGAAGGGGGCAGCCCCGAAGCGACCGCACGUAGCCACCGAAGCGAAGACGGAGAAAAGGCUCUGAAGCGUGAGGGCGAGACGGAGAAGCCCCCCGCCUCCAGCCCAGAACAGGACGAAGCGCUGUGCCUAACACCCGAAGAGGAAACCCGGGAAGGGGCAGCGGGGACCCCCGAGGCGACAGACAGCAGCCAUCCAACCGGAGGAGGCGAGAAGACCUCCGAUACUGAGGGCGAAGGGGAGGCAGAGAGGAGUCCUGGGGAAACGCGCGGGGAGUUGGACGAAACAGAGACGGCGGUGGGUCAGAGCCUGCAGGGCGCAAGUGGCGAGGAGGGCUCGGAGGAAGCGAGCGACGGCAGAGACUCGGUCGACUCCCUGGCCCCCGAGGAGCCCCCGGGGCAGAAAGAAGAGGCGGGCGACGGAGGGAGACCUCCCAGAGGCCAGGGGCCUCCGGAGGAGCCGGCGAGCGAAGAGCCGGUGGCGGAGGCGGGCGGCCAGCAAGAAGAGCCUGACCAGGAGCGCAGCACUGCCGCACUGGGAGGGCAGCGGGACCCUGCGGAGAUUGCCCCAGAGGAAGAGCCGCUAAGGGCUGAGAGCCCUGCGAGUUGUGCCCGACUCGGACAAACUCCCGGGGAGGAGGAGGAGGAGAGCGCUGCGGACGGGCGAGCUGCGCAAGGAGGAGAUCAGGCUGUAGAAGAGGCCGGCACCGUGCGGGCAGAGCUGGAGGGCGAACCGGAGAGUCUUGGAGCAGCACAGCCUCCGCUGGAGGACGAGUCGGCCGAGGAACCCGCCGAGGAGGAAGCCGAGCGGUCUGCGGGGGUCAACGGCACGCGAGGAAGGGAAGAGGAAGAAGCGGCGGCAGUGGGGCCACUCUCGCUUACGGCCCCGGGGGAGGAGGCGCAAGAACACGACAUCUCGCUCUUCGUCAAGGCUGGUAGUGAUGGAGAAAGUAUUGGAAACUGCCCAUUUUCUCAGCGCCUUUUUAUGAUUCUGUGGCUGAAGGGUGUUAUAUUUAAUGUUACAACUGUGGACUUGAAACGGAAGCCUGCAGACCUUCAGAACUUGGCACCAGGAACAAACCCUCCUUUUAUGAUUUUUGAUGGUGAAGUGAAAACAGAUGUGAAUAAAAUUGAAGAGUUCUUAGAAGACAAAUUAGCACCACCAAGAUAUCCCAAGCUUGCACCAAACCACCCAGAAUCAUAUUCUGCAGGAAAUGAUGUAUUUGCUAAAUUUUCUGCAUUCAUAAAAAACACAAGAAAAGAUGCCAAUGAAAAUUUGGAAAAAUCGUUGCUUAAGGCUUUAAGAAAACUGAAUGACUACUUAAAUGACCCCUUUCCUGAAGAAAUUGAUGUUAAUAGUACUGAAGAACUUACUGUUUCCAGAAGGAAAUUCCUGGAUAAUGAUGAGCUCACAUUAGCAGAUUGCAAUCUCUUGCCAAAACUUCAUAUCAUCAAGGUUGUUGCAAAGAAAUAUAGAAAUUUUGAGUUUCCCUCUGAAAUGACUGGAAUUUGGAGAUAUUUGAACAAUGCAUAUGCAAGAGAUGAAUUUACAAAUACUUGCCCUGCUGAUCGGGAAAUAGAGUUUGCCUAUCUGAAUGUUGCAAAAAGAAUGAAAUAA
This is a messenger RNA of Eublepharis macularius, 1794 nucleotides long. It is a transcript of the gene CLIC6, whose product is annotated as chloride intracellular channel 6. Bases 1 to 1794 code for a protein of 597 amino acids. NCBI's taxonomy places the organism in Eukaryota, Metazoa, Chordata, Lepidosauria, Squamata, Eublepharidae. The record is from RefSeq and is a predicted model, not a curated record. The transcript is spliced from 7 exons.